Athene cunicularia (burrowing owl) is the source of this 1385-nucleotide messenger RNA. RefSeq names its product platelet activating factor acetylhydrolase 2 (gene PAFAH2). Bases 1 to 1113 code for a protein of 370 amino acids. The transcript has 9 exons. Lineage: Eukaryota; Metazoa; Chordata; Aves; Strigiformes; Strigidae. Gene Ontology annotation, molecular function: 1-alkyl-2-acetylglycerophosphocholine esterase activity. The record is from RefSeq and is a predicted model, not a curated record.
AUGGCUGCUGCUGCUCUGUGCUGUCCCCAAAGUGUCCCCCCUGUCCCCUUCCUCCCUCAGGGGAUCUUUCUCCGGCUCUUCUACCCCUGCCUGCACCGGGCAGGGGCCGAGCAGCCGCUCUGGAUCCCGCGCUACGAGUACUGUGCCGGGCUGGCCGACUUCGCCCUCCGCAGCCGCCGCUGGUGCGCGCCCCUGCUCAGCGUCGCCAUCGGCUCCUGCAGAGUGCCGGUGAGCUGGAAGGGGCCGUUCAAGCCCUGCAGCAGCGGGUACCCACUGAUCAUCUUCUCCCACGGCCUGGGAGCCUUUCGGACCCUGUACUCCUCGGUCUGCUCGGAGCUGGCGUCCUGGGGCUUCGUGGUGGCAGCACUGGAGCACAGGGACCAUUCUGCCUCCGUGACAUAUUUCUGCCCGGCAGAGGCUGGGAGAGAGGAGUGGAUCCCCUACCAACGGGUGCCCCAAGGGCAGAAGGAGUUUUAUUUCCGAAACAAACAGGUUCAUCAGAGAGCGGAGGAAUGUGUUCGAGCGCUUCAGCUCUUCAAGGACAUCAGCAGCGGUAAAUCUGUCCCGAACGUCCUUCACCAGGACUUUGAUCUCUCCGUGCUGAAGGACAGCAUCGACCUGACCAAAGUCGCCGUCAUGGGCCAUUCCUUCGGCGGGGUGACAGCAGUGCUGGCCUUGGUGAAAGAGCCCGGUUUCAGCUGUGCGGUGGCUCUCGACGCCUGGAUGUUCCCCCUGGAGAACUCAUUGUACCCAGAGGUGCCCAAGCCCGUGCUCUUCAUCAACACCGAGAAGUUCCAGACUCCAGAAAGUGUUGCCAAAAUGAAGAGGUUGAGCUCCAGAAACAGCCAGACGAAGAUUAUAACCAUCCUGGGAUCUGUGCACCAGAGCCAGACUGACUUCACCUUUCUCACCGGGAAGCUCAUCAACCGCAUCUUCAGCGCGAGGGGCACCCUCGACCCCUACAAGGGUCUGGACAUCACCAGCCGGGCGGCUCUGGCCUUCCUGCAAAGGCAUCUCCACCUGCAAGAGGAUUUUGAUCAGUGGGACCAGCUCCUCGAAGGCAUCGGAGAGUCUGUUGUUCCAGAAGCACCGUUCUGCCGUUCCAACCUGUAGCCUGCUCCGGGGUCGCUGGUGGGAGCCGGGUACCAGGAAAUCGGCUGCUUCUUGUCCAGAAUGAGCCGUGCAGGAGCCAACAAGGGCGGGAGGAUCCGUGGGCAGAGCAGAACCUGGGGACUGUGCUCGUAGGACGUCUGGUGGCCGGGGUGCUGGGGGAGCGUGCCAGGAGAGCCCCUCCCUGCCACGAGGGCUGCAGAGCCAAGGGAAUAAAAUCCCCGGGGACAAAGAUGGAGUUGGCUGUCACUUGAGCCCGAGGUGACACCCUGCUU